Molecule: messenger RNA, 976 nt
Organism: Arabidopsis arenosa
Lineage: Eukaryota; Viridiplantae; Streptophyta; Magnoliopsida; Brassicales; Brassicaceae
Source: the annotation of a GenBank genome assembly
ACCAAAACAACUUUAAGAAAAAGAAGAGAAUCUAUAACUUGUCCUUGAUUAAGGAAAACAUGUGUGCAUUAGUCCCUCCAUUGUUCCCAAACUUCGGUUGGCCGUCGACGGGACAGUACGAAAGCUAUUACGGUGCCGGAGAUAACCUUAAUAAUGGCACAUUUCUUGAUUUUCCGGUACCACCGACUUAUGGAGUACUGACUCAUCAUCAGAACAGCUUGGAAGUAUCUGCUUCGUCAGAAGGAAAUGAGAUAGCCAACAAUCCGGUCGUAGCCAAGAAGCUUAAUCACAAUGCUAGUGAACGUGACCGUCGCAAGAAGAUCAACUCUUUGUUCUCAUCUCUCCGUUCAUGUCUUCCAGUUUCCGAUCAAUCGAAGAAGCUAAGUAUUCCUGAAACGGUUUCGAAGAGCUUAAAGUACAUACCAGAGCUGCAACAGAAAGUGAAGAAGCUAAUACAAAAGAAGGAAGAACUUUUGGUACGACUAUCGGGUCAAAGAGACUUUGAACUUUACGAUAAGCAGCAACCAAAGGCGGUCGCGAGUUAUCUCUCAACAGUUUCUGCCACUAGGCUUGGUGACAAUGAAGUGAUGGUUCAAAUCUCAUCGUCCAAGAUUCAUAACUUUUCGAUAUCAAAUGUGUUGGGUGGUAUAGAAGAAGAUGGGUUUGUUCUAGUGGAUGUUUCAUCUUCAAGAUCUCAAGGAGAGAGGCUCUUCUACACUUUGCAUCUUCAAGUAGAGAAUAUGGAUGAUUAUUACAAGAUUAAUUGUGAAGAAUUAAGUGAAAGGAUGUUGUACUUGUACGAGAAAUGUGAAAACUCGUUUAACUAGGUAAUUAAUUCAUAUGCUGUAUUUAUCCAUUUGAUCUUGUUUUUUUAGUUGUGUCCUUUUCUCAUAAAAAUCUAACACUGAUCUUAACCAAAUCAUUGAUGUACUGAGUUGUUUUGGUUUCUUGAUUGAAGUAAAUAUUUGUGAAAUAA